GCACCAUCACUCUGUUCUUGUAUCAAAGGCUUAUUGAUCUCCUCACCAACCCUGCCAUGUUCAAACUAUUUCGUUCCGAGAGCUCUCAAGACUCACCCGUCCCAUACACUGUGUACCCUUCCAGUCUAUUCUGCCUGGGGCUUGGAUACGCCCUAUGGCAUCCCGAGCCUCACGAGACAGGGGAACCGCAGAUCGGAGACGUAGGCUAUGUGUCACGAGGCGCAUUUAUAAGACUUUUUAACAUCAACACGUCAAAGGAAGACUAUGCGGUUACCUUCUGGGACGCGCCCUUUGAGCCGACAGACACGCUGCCUGAAGGGGUAUUCCGCGCCGACAGACGACACGCCCCAAUAGCUCCCGAUCAGUAUCGCAGCCGAGGAGUUUAUCGCAGAGAGACCUCUGGUAGCGUAUCGGUGUGAGUGCAGAGCU
Messenger RNA from Phanerochaete carnosa HHB-10118-sp, 429 nucleotides. RefSeq lists its product as uncharacterized. The coding region runs from base 57 to 419 and encodes 120 amino acids. The record is from RefSeq and is a predicted model, not a curated record. NCBI's taxonomy places the organism in Eukaryota, Fungi, Basidiomycota, Agaricomycetes, Polyporales, Phanerochaetaceae. The transcript has a single exon.